Molecule: messenger RNA, 1904 nt
Organism: Gracilinanus agilis (Agile Gracile Mouse Opossum)
Lineage: Eukaryota; Metazoa; Chordata; Mammalia; Didelphimorphia; Didelphidae
Gene: TRIM14
Product: tripartite motif containing 14
Exons: 6
Coding region: 1-1479 (492 amino acids)
Biological process (GO): innate immune response
Molecular function (GO): protein binding; zinc ion binding
Source: RefSeq, a predicted model, not a curated record
AUGGCAGCUCCAGCGGCAGCAGCUGCACCCGACCGGGGCCCAGACCCGGUACUCUGGGAAAUCGUUGAGGCUGGGAAAGUGCUGAGUUCUGCACAGCCUGAGAAGCCACCGAAGCUAGGAGAAUGGUACGGGCGCCCUAACGGUGCAGAGUCAUGGGCAGCAACAGCAGCCGCGGAGUUCGUGGGGCGGGAGGGGCCCGAGCCGGCGCUCACUUGGCUGUGUUCGGAGCACCCCAGCCGGGUGAUCGAGCUGUUCUGCAGCCGCUGCCGGCGCUGCGUGUGCGCCCUGUGUCCGCUGCUGGGCUCUCACCGCAGCCAUCCCGUGCGCCUGGUCCAAGAAGAAGUGGUUUUGAAGCAGAAAUCCAUUCAAAAGUGUUUGAAGCAGCUAGCCUUGAAGAAGAAACAGGAAGUGGGCAACAUCAACCAACUAAAUGAAGCUGCUAAUAAUCUUAAGGAACAUUCUGAAGCUGCCAAAAGCUGGCUAACAGGAAAAUUUACUGAACUCCGGCUGUUACUUGAUGAAGAGGAAAUGGCUGCAAAGCAAUUCAUUGAUAAGAACACCCAAAAGACAUUUAGAACAUACGAUGAACAAGUGGAAUUGUGUCAAGAACGAAUUAACAUUAUAAAUAACCUUUCCAAGAAGGUCCAAAGAUUACAUGAACAGCAAGAUCCUAUUCAGUUGCUAAAGGAUUACACUGUAUCAGAAAAGGAAAUGAUGCGCCAAAUGAGCCCUGCAGAAUUAUGCCAUCCAGUACCUGUCACGUUCGAGCAUGAGAAAAACUAUUAUAGGAACUUAGCAAAAGAUGUUUGUACUACUCUGCAGGUGCCAUUGGAAGUUCGCCUUAAGGAAGAUAUCUGCAGCCAACCUUCUGAAUCUUCCAAGUCAAAAUCUGCUAAAUUGCUGAAAACGGUAUCCACACCUGAGCGGUCCCUCUUCUUAAAAUAUGCCAGAAUCCCAACCCUGGAGCCAGACACCAUGCAUCCCAGACUACGAUUGUCUGAUGACCGUUUGACAGUGACCUGUGUUUGGAUGGGCAAGAUCCAAUUAUGUAAUCCCCAGAGGUUUGAUAAACUGUGGCAAGUGCUGAGCCGGGACUCUUUCUUUUCUGGGAGUCAUUAUUGGGAGGUGGAUUUACUCAGCUCUGGGAUAGGAUGGUGGUUAGGAGUGGCCUAUCCUUCUAUUAAACGAAAGGGAAAUUCUGAAGCCAGUCGUUUGGGCUUUAAUAGACAAUCCUGGUGUUUAAAAAGAUUUGAUCUGGAAUACUGGGCAUUUCAUAAUGGAGAAAGGACACGAGUAACAGUAGAUCAGGAUCCUGAAAGGAUUGGAAUUUUCCUGGACUAUGAGGCAGGAAUUCUCUCUUUUUAUGACAUUACGUGUGGUAUGUCACACUUGCACACAUUUCGCUCCAGGUUCCAAGAACCACUUUAUCCAGCACUGAGACUAUGGGAAGGAUCAAUAACCAUACAUAAACUGCCAUAGAGCUCCUGCUAAUCCCAAGAGGUCCCCGUGUAUGUGGUGGAGGGUACAGGAAGGGACUUUUUUUGCAGACAUAAUGCUGGUACUAUGAUGAUAACAAUAAUAGCAAGCAUUUAUAGAGCUCUUUAAUGUUUGCAAAGUGGUUUAUAUAUUCAUUAUUUCAUUUGAACUUCACAUUAACCCAUUAACCACUUUAACCCCAGAUGUCAUUAUCCUGUUUUAGAGAUGAAGACAUUUAGGCUCAGUCACUUCCCCACGAUCACACAGCUAAAGUAUCAAAGGAGAAAUUUGAACCCAGGUCUUUCCAACUCCAAAUUCAGCAUGUUAAUCCCCUAUGCCUUCCUGAGAGGAGGGACCUCAGCCCUACUGGCUAUUUUCCAUCCCUCUAUUACCCUUCUUCCUUUUGUCCAAUCAAACAUAUGGUCCUC